Molecule: messenger RNA, 1999 nt
Organism: Vigna unguiculata (cowpea)
Lineage: Eukaryota; Viridiplantae; Streptophyta; Magnoliopsida; Fabales; Fabaceae
Product: B3 domain-containing transcription factor VRN1-like
Molecular function (GO): DNA binding
Source: RefSeq, a predicted model, not a curated record
UUUUUAAGGUUUAAAAAUCCUUGUUUGACUCAAAAGCAGGGAAGGGUGGAGAAGAAGGUGAAGAGUGAGUAGAUCUGAGUGUGAAGAAAAAAUCCUCCCAAAGUUUUCAUCUUUCAAUUAAAGGGUCUUCAAAUAAUGCUCUGAAUCAUCCUCUUUCUUCUUCUUCUCUUCUGUCACCCCUAUCACUCUCAGAGAAUGGCUCGUCCUUGUUUCCACAAGCUUGUUCUCUCCACCACUCUUCAAUCCAGACAACUGGAAAUGAAGUAAACCAGGAAACACAGGUAUAGGGCAGCUGUACGAAUAAGAACAAGAAUAGUACUGCGGCUAAAUAGGCCAUAUUUCCCCUUGAUUGGAGACAUAGUAUCCAAGCACUGUCCAUGAAGGUGGGGAUGAUGAUGAGGUCCUGUUUAGGAGGUGAUGGAAGGGCAGGAUCUGCCCAUUAUUCACUUCAUUGUUGAAUUUUCCAAUCUUAUAAGGAUUCCGGAUAUUUUUCUGAGGAAAUAUGGGACCCAGCUUUCUACAGUUGCUACCCUCACUGUUCCUGAUGGUAGUAUUUGGCGUAUAGGAUUGAAGAAAGCUGACAGCAAAAUUUGGUUUGUUGAUGGUUGGCAAGAUUUUAUCCAACGGUACUCCAUUGGUGUUGGAUACUUUUUGGUGUUCAUGUAUGAAGGGAAUUCGUCCUUUAUUGUUCAUAUUUUUAAUUUGAGUACCUCUGAGAUAAAUUAUCAAUCGGCUAUGAGAAACCAUAUGGAAGGACCCUGCUUUGUCAAUUACAAUCAUAUUUUCGAGGAAAUGGAAGACAUAGAUUCCAUUGAUUUGUCAGAUUUGUCACCUCCGUAUCUUACAUCUGGUGCCAUGCAAAACAAGGGUUUUGCAGGAUCUGUAGAUCAACUGACACCUGGGAAGAGUCAUACUCCGGCUCUGCAGAAUUUGUUCAAUGGUGGCUCAAAACUCAAUCGCGUAAACUGGGGUGAUGGUGGGAGUUCUUACUCUUCUAAGAGUGCCAAUUCACUAGGUAGCCAGUCAACCAGAGACAUAGGUGUUCAGUUUAAUGCUGUUGAGUUUAAAAGGUCCACUGAUGAAUUGAAAUUGCGUUAUUCUAACGAGGAAGCACUUAAUAAAACUGCAAAAAAGAAGCGGAAAUCAGAGUCCCAGGGCGAGGAACCCUCAGGUGAAAAUGAAGAGGAGGCAGAAAUGCGCUAUAGGUUUUAUGAAAGUGCAUCUGCAAGGAAAAGAACAGUGACAGCAGAAGAAAGAGAAAGGGCAAUUAAUGCAUCAAAAGCAUUUGAACCCACAAAUCCUUUCUGCAGAGUUGUCCUCCGACCCUCCUAUUUAUACAGAGGAUGCAUAAUGUACUUGCCUUCGUGCUUUGCUGAGAAGAAUCUGAAUGGGGUAUCAGGAUUCAUUAAACUUCAGUUGUCCAAUGGAAGACAGUGGUCCGUUCGCUGUCUCUACAGAGGAGGUCGAGCUAAGUUAAGUCAGGGAUGGUUUGAAUUCACCGUGGAGAACAAUCUCGGGGAGGGUGAUGUCUGUGUGUUUGAGCUCCUAAGAACAAAGGAAGUUGUGCUGCAAGUUACCGUCUUUCGUGUAACUGAGGAUGCAGGCUUGUUGAACUCUCCCCCUUCUGUGCAGCAGCUGAGCCAAAAUAUGAGCCACACCAAACUCUUGAACCCUCAUUUGCAGCAUCGCGUUAGCAGUACAGUGAAAUUGAUUAGAAAUUAGCGGGGACAGUUAAUUCCUGAUAGCCAGUCUGUGAUAAAUAGACCUUGCUUCUGAGUGAUCUGUUGUUCAUCUAAUUCUUCACUUGGAACUUUGAUGCUUUACAUGUUCAUAAACAUUUGAACUUAGUUGUCCUAGUUCUGAUACAAAUAUAUUUUGGUUUUGACUUGGGUUGUAAAUAGAUUGUUCAAUCUAGUUGAUCAAAAACUGAGUUGAAAUGCUUGAGCUUCAGCUGUUGUUGUUUUAUUUUAUUUUGAAAUUUUAUUGAUUUGUAGCUUCA